Molecule: messenger RNA, 5365 nt
Organism: Acanthaster planci (crown-of-thorns starfish)
Lineage: Eukaryota; Metazoa; Echinodermata; Asteroidea; Valvatida; Acanthasteridae
Source: RefSeq, a predicted model, not a curated record
UGUUUAUGGUACAACAAAAGGCCGCGAAAAAAAAUUACGACCGGGUUGCUUUAGGUUUGGUUUCCGAAAAAAAAUCUGCCCAAAAGGUGGGAAUUAUUCAGUAAUAUUUUGAAAGGAACAAACGUGGAGAUAUCUGGAGUGUUUGCGCUUUCGUCAGUAAAUUAAUAUCUGGAGGUCAGGCAAAGAUCAGACAAUCAUGGAGUGAAUUUAUGGUAGGCCUUUUGCGCCGCGAAUCAUCAUGCAUGUCACCAUCUGGUCAUGCGGCUUGUCAACAGACAGACCUCCGAUUGAGGCAGACCCGUGAGGUCUCUGUGCCUGUUUUCCUGUCAUGCCUGUCAUGUCAUGUUCUUUCUCCGUGCUUUGCUCAUGCAAGUACAUGUCAUCGCAACUUACUGUGGCUUUGAAGGCCUACUGAUGUCGUCAGUUUAUUUGCCUGGAAGUAGAACAUCGAUUGUCCUUAGUUUGGUUAUUGUGGAUCAGAUGUGCGCGAACCAUCAACCGGCCGGUUCUGGCUGUUCACCCAGCGGUAACCCAACAAUCGAUUCUCCCUAGAUCCAACUAAGACUGUAGACCCAAAAUCUUGCUCUCUGGCUGAGCUUCUUUUCAAACCCAGCUUAAAUUGGGACUUGAGUAGAGACUUGCCAAACACAAACUCAUCCAAUGGGCUCCAUCCGCCAAAUUGAAUUGGGCUUCAUUGUACAUUGAAGCGUCAACAAUGCUUGAUAGGUUUUCCCUUUUGCAGCAUGGCAAAAGUUCCGCCCCCAACUCCAUGCAGUCACGCCACUAACAAAAGAGGGCCAUCGGCCCCUCUCAGUGGGAGCUCUUCCGAGGGUGAAAAUUCCGAUCUGGAGGACAUACCGCCGUCACCAUGCAGCAGCACGUCAAGUGGCCCAAUAUACGUCCGGCCCGCCGGAUUUAAUCAUCAUGCGCAGGAAAUUGUGCAAGCCGUGCCAUUUCGGUCAUGCAGAUCGGUGAAGUUGAAAAAGAAGAUCAAGAAAAAUGCCCUGACGACAGACAACUUGCCCUGUCAGCAGGGGACUUUCUCUGGUUUCGACCAGAACAAUAACACGAAUAACAACAAUGUUCGAACGGCUGCGCCACCGAGCAAAGCGAAACAGAAGCCCAAAAAAGAUCCGCUGCCAAUGAAACUGCGAGCCUUACCUCAGUCUUUCUGGCAACAGCCGAAUUCAGUCAAUGCGGUACCUCCGGGGAGUAUGUACACGGUCCUUCCCCCCGUCUGCAAAACAGACCCGCCAUCUAUCGCCGAGAUAACAGAUACGCGGCCAAUUACACCGCCAUCAGACAGUGACGAGAAGGAAUCCCUCGCAGUCGUAAAAAGCGAGAAGCCCGAGAGAGCGAAAAGCACAGAAAAACCACAGCCGCAGGAUGCCGCCGCAUUGCGAGAAGGCGCCUUGGACGCGGCUGCUGUAGAGGUAGUAAAAUCCAAACCGCCCAAGCCUCCACCCAGGAGAACUGUGAGAGUGUCGGCAAGCAGUGCCGACCUGCUUGCCAAACUCUUCGACGGGAUCGAAAACGACAAGAAAGCACCGGUCGCCCCAACUGCCAAAAGAGGAAGACCUAAACGAGAAAGUAGCCACCCGCAUCAUAGUAAGCUUCUCGUUAAUAAGGACGACCCUUACAUGAUUGAUGCGGUGUCCGACAGCCUUCUGCCAUUGUUGAGCAUCGAGUCCAGCCGGCAGAGCGUGGGGCCGGCGUCGCACCUCUCCGUGGUGUCGGUGAAGGACGGCGACAAAACACUGACAUUGCCAGCCUUGAACGUCGAGCAGAACUACCCCGCCAUGCUCACGGAGCUCGUCAAGGCCUUAUAGUGGUCAUGAAGCUUCCUGCAUCUACUUCUUCAAAAUGUUCAGCGACAUGGUUCCAGAGGGUAAAUUGCAGUGGAAGAUUGGCAAUUUCCCAAGCUGUUUUGGUUUAAGACUGACUACAAGGGGGAUGUUGGACCAAACAUCCGAAGGAAACGGGAAGUCGGUGAAAGGAAAUUAUUCUGGUGUCUAAUGUGGUAAAGACAUUUAAACCAUGAGUGUGUGUUCUCCAGUAAUGUACUCGUACUCAGAAGCACAAGUGCUCGUACUCAGAAACCAGAAACUUGCACUCGGCUGGCAAUAUGUCCAGACUUUCAUUGUACUCGGCAAUCUGCAUACUUGGGGAAAAAAGUAUUCAACUACAACACUUGUUUUCUUGUGUGACCUUGUUACGUGUACGUGGGCUAAACAAAACUGACAGUGCUGGAGCAUUUUGCCGGACCGUUUUUUGGGCUUCAUUUAACACCAUGCUGCCUUCUCUGGUUUCAACUCCAAUUCAUCAUACGAACCUAAAAACUGCCAACUUUCUUUUCUUACAAUUUAAAUGUUGUUCGUACUUUUAUGUUACAGUCGUCUGUAACCUUGCAUUCCAACGACAACAAAUUUUGUCUCGGUGGAAAGACAUUCAUGUAUGCCUGUCUUGAUAUCAGAAAUUAUAAAAAAAUACAUGUUCAACCUUAAAACAUCCCACAAAAAAUGACUUACUACAUUUAUAUCAAUUCUAACACCUCAAGUAAUCCAAUUUGAAAGCACCUUGACUAAGAGAAACGUUUAUUCUAAUUUUGGUAGAAGUUACAUUUCAUUGUUUAACUGAAAUGACAAAUUCACGUUUGCAAACAUUCUUGUCUGUACAGGAUGCGUUUUCCGAACAUUUUAGAAAUAUAAACUAUUUUUUGGUCAUUGUUUGAAAAGUCAAAUAUAUUAAUAGUUUAAGUGACGUACUUAUCGUUGUAAAUAGCAAAAAUUCAUAUUGUACAAAGACUCGUUCCAGAGGUUAUUUUAUUACAAGUAUGUUGUGUGAAAAAAAAAGAGUUCUUAUAUUUAACUUAGAGCAGGUGAUUUGCGACUUGGACUGCGCGAAUCUUAUACAGACUGCCCUAUGACUGGGGCAUCAUCUAUUUUAGGGUGUGUAAAGUCUGCCAUUGAACUUCAAGUUAAAUUCAAAACCAUCAAUUAUUUCACAUGAUAUAAAAAUAUGGACAGGGUUCCAUAUGUGGAUGCCGCUUGACCCCCCGUGCAUUAACCCUUAGAGACUGGCCCGAAAAAUUCUAAGCAUUUUCUCAGCAAAUGACUCGGCAUUCCCCCCCCCCCCGAAUUGAAUUUUUCUAGACAUGUUUUUGCUGUCUGAUGGCUAAUGGGUCACUGUAGGGAAUAAUUACUGGCAUCCAUAUAUGGAACUCUUUCCCAAAAAUAUAUAGAUAAUGCUGUUUACCAGUUUUUUAACAAAAAUCAGGGUUUUCUGUCAGUUGUGUGAAAUUAGAAACAAUUUUGUGAUUCCUCUGAAAUCUGGAGUAAUUCAGUCUCCUUGGAAGAAGUGUUUGUCUUGAAAGAACAAAUUCUGGGAACGUAAUGUAAUACUCUUUGAAUACGUGUAGCUCAUGUCAGGAAUAUUUCAGAAUCUAUUUUCAGAACCAAAAACACUCAACCCUGUGAACCCAACAUUCGUACACUAGGUCACAGGCUUUUUAAACUGUUACAGUUGAGCCUCGUUAAUAAGAGCUCUGUUCAUACAAGAUUCUGCUUCUAACAGGGAUAAUUAUAAUUCCCAAUCCCUUGUUUACCAUUGUUUUCAUUCCUGACAAUACAAAGGUUCCUGUUAUAACAAAGUAAUUUGCCAAGUCCAAAGAGCCUUUUAUUAACGAGGUUCAAGUGUGUCUGGAAAAUGACACCAGUAUACUUGUGAACAAUGCAAGUUCCACACCGUUCGCCGUCUGUAACAGCUAGAUAUAGGUCUGCAGAUAAAAUCACCUCCUUCAGUCAGGGAUUGGCAGGUCACAUUUGUAACAUACCUGGCAAAUUCUGCGUUUUAUUGUACAGUAUGCUGUGCCAAAACCUUCAGUCAUGCUAGGGAUGAGUGGGUUCUUUUUGGUUUAAUCCUUUACUGGCAAGAUUGUCAAAAAGUACUGUUACGAAAAAUCACUCGAGGGCAUCCAGUCUGAUGCCUUCCACUUGGUGAAAAUGACGCGCAACUUUACGUAGCCUACUGUAGAGUGUUGAGGUCAUAAUUGUGUCUUGACGGUUUUGGCAUACAGUUUUAAAGCUCAGUAGUGGUUGUUAGACAAGCAUACAGGGUUGGAUUUUUGAGCAUGUGACCAAAGAUUUCACUCGAUUAAGAGGAGUAGAUGGUCGGGUUUGAACUUAUUUUAGCUAAACCACUUGUCAGUUUUUUCCAUACCAGUGUGCCCGUGUAUUCCAGUCCAGCGUAAGUAAAUUUUAAGGAAUAUUUUUGAUGUUGGUUGCAUCUCUCGUACAAUUGGUUGUAUUCAUGAAACUGGUUCCCUGUGCACCCAAGUAUGAAAAGGGUUGUUGAUGACCAGUGGUGGGACAGCACCCCCAGGCCUGAAUGGUCAAUUGGAUAGACCAAGCAUCCAUUGCCAGGCAGCGUUGGUCUAACUGUGGUCAUCACUCCAAUUGCCCUUACUUUAACUGGCAAAAAAUAGCCACUUUAAAGUCACGGACAAGCCUAGAUGCGAUGCGAUGCCUAAAUUAAUCUAGUUCUGUGAUCACCGAGACAGACAAGGCUUACAAAAAGUAUGUCAUUUCUGUUUUACAACACCCAUGAAUUCUGUACCGUUGAAUUUGAGAAGUCUAAGUUUCAAGCCAAACUAACACAAAAUUCUGUUGCAGUUACACUGACAAUUUAAUGAAAUCUUUUUCCCCGGCAAGGUACAAAUGUAUUUGCACCAGACACUCCAUAGCAGCCAUUUACAUGUAUACUCAACUGAAUAUCAUACCGCGAAUUUGCUUGCCAUAAAUAUGGACAUAGAGACAGCCCUAGCAGUGAUUGUUUGGUGAAUAGAGUAACUAGUCUGAUUGCUGUUGAUAUUUUCUCUCUGGGAGUGAGAGUGGUAGAAGUGGCUUGCUCUUGGCUACUGAAGAGACAGCAUCCAUGAAUGGGAUGUCAUGAUGGAAGCCGCUGCUCGGUCAUUUUAAAUACAGGUUACUGUUUGAAAAAAAAAAGUUUCUUUUUUUUUAAAGCUUUAUAACAAAAUGCUGCUUUAACAUGGAAUUUACUUUUGGUUUGCUUUGCUUUUAUUUUCCUUUUCGUUUUAUUUACUAUACAUGUAAAUCAUCCAACUUUUUAACUUUUGCUUUGACUGCUGUUGUUUUUAAAGUUGCAAAGUUUCGGUAGGGCGUGUGCUGCAGUCGGAUUUGCUAACUUAAAACCUAGUGCUGUGUGCUGUGAACAUCAGCUGUACAUUUGCAGCACUUCCAUUUGUCACAUGCAUUCGAUUAUUUUCUCUUGGUGGGGAUCGAGUCAUACGAGUGUAUCUGCUCAUGAUGAGAAAUAAAAUAAUUGGAGAUGUCUUUAUCAACGUCAA